This is a messenger RNA of Mixia osmundae IAM 14324, 1166 nucleotides long. RefSeq lists its product as uncharacterized. The transcript is spliced from 5 exons. The record is from RefSeq and is a predicted model, not a curated record. NCBI's taxonomy places the organism in Eukaryota, Fungi, Basidiomycota, Mixiomycetes, Mixiales, Mixiaceae. The coding region runs from base 423 to 1166 and encodes 247 amino acids.
UGACGAGAUCUCAAGAUUCGCUGCGCUCAACCUCGUUUCCAUGGAUGACUCAAUUAGCAUGCUGCCUACGCUCUUCAGGAUACGAACGAGCCUCUCAUCGCCUCUCGCACUACCGAGUUCUGUCAGUCUGCUCAGUAUGGAGCAGGCCAGACAGGCCACCAUGCUAGGAAGAGAACAUGCACGCACACACCGUCAGUGGGCGAGCCCACCUACUCAUGGUGAACUUGCGACGAUCCUCAGGAUAUCGUGCAGCCCUCUGUCCGGACGGAGGAACUGAAGCUCUCGAGCUGAAGGCGCUCAUCACGUCUUGUCGGCCUCGACGCGUGAGCCGAUGAUGGGUCAUAAUCAGCAGUUUCAGCUCGCCCUUUCACACAACUGCUACACCCGACAUCAGCACAUUCUGUAAGCGUACCUCCCCGACAAUGAAUCCGGACAACUCGACGGAUGCCCAAUCACAAAGCGCGCAUCGGGAGGGACUCAAGCUCUUGACCGCUCAUCCUCUUUCGCCUUAUCCAAGUCUCCUGUUGUCGCCUGUGUCGCCAGUCGAUAGGCCCGCGUCAGCCCCGCCAAGUCGUUCAAGUGUCAUGAGUGCCUAUGACGACUUCGUCAAGCAGCUCGCUACCGGCGAACAUCCGACUUGCUCCACACAGGAGCUGCUAUCACUAGCUCCUGUGGCGACGCAAUUUCCUCUGGCUCAAAAGAUCGAGCAAACAGUCCAAGCGCGCCAUGCUGGCACCAAGACCAAGCUACGCUCAGCUCUUACAGGCAAAAGCGGCCAAGAGCUAGAGGAGAUGAUUCUCCAGGCUUACAAAUGCAUACUUAUGCGCACAUCCGAGAUCGAAGCGUUGGCUUCCAUCGCGAAUGCUUCCCUCCGCGACUUGGGCGCUCUUCGAGCACGAUUGGAGGCAGCCACCCAGCUGCAACCGAUAGAGAACGACCGUCCCGCUCCCGCUAAUCUCGGACACGCAAGCUCAUCAAGUCCCACGCACGGCAUGUCGCAGGGCGCAUCUGUCACGCGCAUCGCGCAAAGCAAACGGCCGGCAAGCCCGGAUGGCCCAUACAAAGAGGCUGCUCAAACGCAGACGCGCCAGCACGCCACACAGAUCGUCCGCCCUAUCUCAGGCAAUAGCAUGCCUCCCAUCUUCAUCUCAAGAUCUGCCCCCUGA